GAUUUUAAAUAUUUAUUUGAGAGCGUCUAAUAAUCUAAAUAGUAAUUGUUUAAAGUUGGAAAUCUGAAGAGAAGUAGCAUUUAUCAGACUAACAAACAAAAUUAUUAUAGGCAAAUUUAGCUCGGUGGUUAGCGCAUACACUCAAAUAAAACACAUUUGGUAUUUCGAUAAUCAUUCAUUACGUUGUAACCUUCAAAUUCACACGUUAUCUGUAUCACGCGCGAGUUGGACGUCCGAUGCGUCGUCCCUUUCUUUUAGGGGAAUACACCGUUCAAUGUCGUGCACUCCAUUCACUCAAUCGGUCACCGGAGCCAUAGACACCGUACUUUCUUUGCGUUCUCCGUUGUACGCAUGCGGUAACAGUGUCAACACACAGCUCUCUCCGGCGUGACCCAAUAAAUUAAACAUUUAUAACAAAAUGCGGCCGUCUUCGCAUUUAGAAUAUUGGGGAAUAGUGGCCGCUGUGCUAGUUCUAUUAUAUGUUGUGAAAAAAAUAUGGGAUAUCGUAUACCUGUUUGUCAUCGGACCCGUUGUGAAUAAAGUGGACGUGAAGUCCUACGGGAAGUGGGCACUGGUUACUGGAAGUACGGAUGGGAUUGGAAAAGAAUAUGCAAGACAGCUGGCGAAACGUGGUUGUGAUAUCGUUCUAGUCAGUAGAUCAUUGGAUAAACUGAAGACUGUGGCUGAAGAAAUAGAGGGCGAGUUCAAAGUUCAAACUAAGAUAGUACAAAUAGACUUCUCGGGUGAUGUUAGCAUCUAUGAUAAACUCUCGAACGAGAUUAAAGACCUGGAAAUUGGUACAGUCGUCAACAAUGUCGGACUGUCAUAUCCGUACCCUGAAUAUUUUCUGGAUUUACCAGACUGGCCUAACUUGAUCACAAAUUUGAUCAACAUCAACGUUGUGUCUAUGGUCAGAGUCACAGCCCUCGUCUUGCCUGACAUGGUGAAAAGGGGGAAAGGAAUCGUCAUCAACAUUGGAUCUGCUUCUGCUGACGUUCCAUCUCCACUUUUGACAGUAUAUGCUGCUACUAAGGCCUUCACUACUAAAUUCUCUGAGGGAUUAAGACAGGAAUACGCCAGAAAAGGGAUAUUGGUUCAGCAAGUGGCUCCUGGUUUUGUAGCUACCAAUAUGUCGAAGAUUCGCAGAACAUCUUUCUUUGCUCCCAACGCGAAAACCUACGUUGCUUCAGUCCUCAAUUUGCUAGGAACUGCAGACGAUACCAAUGGUUAUUUCUCUCACUAUGUCCUCGUAAAGUCUGUCAGAUUCUUCUGGGCAAUAUCUGAUGGCUUCACAGUUUGGAUGAGCAGGCGCAGUAUGGAAAACAGCAGGAGAAUAAUGGUCAAAAAGGCAACAAAACUGGAGGCCUAACAAGAAGCGAAAAGUCAUUUUUAUUAGAUCAACAAUCAUACAAAAACAUUAUACCUAGUUAAUAGUGGAAAGCUCAUACAAAUAUUGUUAAUUUAUUUAUUAAACGGGCUCAAAUUAUUUUAUUAUAG
Plodia interpunctella (Indianmeal moth) is the source of this 1497-nucleotide messenger RNA. RefSeq names its product very-long-chain 3-oxoacyl-CoA reductase-B-like. NCBI's taxonomy places the organism in Eukaryota, Metazoa, Arthropoda, Insecta, Lepidoptera, Pyralidae. The transcript is spliced from 7 exons. Bases 419 to 1369 code for a protein of 316 amino acids. Gene Ontology annotation, cellular component: endoplasmic reticulum. The record is from RefSeq and is a predicted model, not a curated record. Gene Ontology annotation, molecular function: oxidoreductase activity.